AAGGACAACAGGACCUCAUCCAGAAUCUAAUCCAGCUUUAAACUAUGUUGAAUGAUUUUAUGGAUAAUGCAAUGGCUACUCAAUUCAAGAUGAUUGUGGAUUUAUGACUAACAGGUUUGUCACAGGUGAAGAACAAAGAAGAUUGGAUUUCCAUAGUAUGUUCUAGCAAAUCAGCAACCUACGUGCUGCUAUGGCUCAAAUGUUAUGGACCUGUUUCAGUUCUCAUCAAGCUUCUGAUGCAAGAUCUCCUGAUUCUCCUUAGUACCUGAUUAAGUUCCAGUGCAGGAUAUUAUAUUACCAUGGUUUGGGGUGACACACCCAAUUUAAAAGAUAAUUACAGUUCAUUGUGCUCCUCAGUCAUGGAAGAACUGAAAAUGGAUCUUGAUUCUGUACAGAAAGAAGAUGGUGUAAAACAUAACAGCCCUUCUGAUGAUUCUACAAUCUUUGUAGCUUUUAAGGGAAAUAUAGAUGACGAUGACUUCAAGCAGAAAUUGGGAGUCAUUUUGGAUAAUGUUCCUGGCCUUUUACACAUGGAAUCUAACAAGUUAAAAUUGAAGAAAGUGGAACCCUGGAACAGUGUACGUGUUACUUUCAAUAUUCCUCGUGAAGCAGCUGAGAGGCUACGAAUGCUAGCUCAGAACAACAACCAACAACUUCGUGACUUGGGAAUUCUGUCUGUCCAAAUUGAAGGUGAAGGUGCCAUCAAUUUAUCAUUAGCUCAAAACAGGGGUCAAGAUUUAAGGAUUAAUGGGCCUGUUGGACAAGGCAACUCAGUACGAAUGGAGACAGGAUUUCCUAUGCCAGGAAGUCAAGGUUUAAUUCGAAUAAAUAAUCCUGCAUCUGUGAUGAUGCAACAGAGUGGGAGUGUAUCAUCCUCUAUGAUGACAAAUACGGUUAACACAGAACUGCAACCCAGAACACCUCAUCCGGGAUCUCAGUCAGACACAGUGGAUCCACUUUUAUCAAGCCUCACUAUUCAACAGCAGAAUCAUCCAUCUGGAUCUGUGGUGCCUCAGCUCCAUUCAGUACAAUCAAUUCCUGUUAAUAGGCAAAUAAAUCCUGGCAACUUUCAGCAGAUGCAACCUCAGCAGCAGAUUCAGCCACAGCAACAACUGCAUCCACGCCCUCCUCAACAGCACCAACAGCAGCAACAGGCCAUUCGACCUUCAUUUACAACCCCAGCUCAAGUUCCAGUUCCUCCUCCUGGUUGGAACCAGGUGCCUUCUGGAACAGCUCAACUUCCUCCAUCCCAAGGAACAAUGAGUACAUUGACAGUUAACCAGGGUUGGAAAAAGACCCCUUUGCCUGGACAAAUGCAGCAGCAAAUCCAAACCAGACCCUCAUUAGCAACAGUACAAACACCCUCUCACCCUCCACCCCCAUAUCCCUUUGGAAGCCAACAAGCUUCUCAAGCACACACAAACUUUUCUCAGAUGAGCAACUCUGGCCAAUUUACUGCUCCUCAAAUGAAGAGUCUUCAGGGAGGACCCUCACGGGUUCCUACUCCACUACAACAAUCCCACCUGUCCAGCAAGUCUCCUGCCUCCUCUCCCUCAUCUUUUCAGCAGGGUUCUCCUGCAUCUUCCCCAACAGUUAAUCAAGCACAGCAGCAGAUGGGACCAAGGCCUCCCCAAACGAAUACCCUCCCCCAGGGAUUCCAACAGUCUGUAAAUUCUCCUGGUCGUAACCCUAUGGUACAGCAGGGAAAUGUACCUUCUAAUUUCAUGGUGAUGCAGCAGCAAAACCAGGGUCCACAAGGUUUGCAUCCUGGGCUAGGAGGAAUGCCCAAGCGUCUUCCAACUGGCUUUACUACAGGGCAAGCAAAUCAAAAUUUCAUGCAAAGUCAGGUGCCUUCCACAGCAUCAGGCACACCUGCAAAUGGUGGCACAACCCAAUUGCAAGCAAAUCAAAGUGUGCAGCAUACAGGUGGUCAAGGAAAUGGUCCUCCUCAGAAUCAGUUACAAGUUCAACAUGGCCCAUCAAACAUGAUGCAGACCAAUUUAAUGGGACUUCAUGGGAAUGUAAGCAAUCAACAGACAAACACCAAUGGAGUUCCACAAGUUAAUAUAAGCAACAUGCAGGGACAGCCUCCACAAGGACCACAAUCUCAGUUAAUGGGGAUGCACCAACAAAUAGUAUCCUCUCAAGGACAGAUGGUUAACAUACAGCCUCAGGGGUCUCUAAAUCCUCAAAACCAGAUGAUACUUUCUAGAGCUCAACUCAUGCCACAAGGCCAGAUGAUGGUAGCUUCCCAAAACCAAAAUCUGGGUCCAUCACAGCAAAAGAUGACUCCACCCAAACCAAUGGUUCCCCAGCAAGGCCAACAAAUGAUGGCUGCACAUAAUCAGAUUAUGGGACCUCAAGGCCAGGUGCUGCUGCAGCAAAAUUCAAUGAUGGAGCAGAUGAUGACCAAUCAAAUGCAAGGAAAUAAACAGCCCUUCAAUGCUCAAAGCCAGUCUAAUGUUGUGACGGGGCCAGCUCAAAUAAUGAGAGGACCAACUCCCAAUAUGCAGGGAAACAUGGUGCAGUUCACAGGGCAGAUGAUGGCUCAACAGGGCACUGUAAAUAGUAAUCCUUCUCAGGUAAUGGGGAUUCAGGGACAAGUUUUGAGACCUACAGGACCUGCCCCUCAUAUGUCUCAACAGCUGGGUGAUCCCACCACUACAACCAACAAUGAUGUGAACUUGACACAAAUGCUACCUGACGUUUCUAUGCAACAAGGAAACAUAGUACCUCCUCACUUGCAAGGGAUGCAGGGAAACAACAACACAUCAGGAAGCCAAUUUGCUGGACAUUCAAUGCCUUUCAGUGCCCCUUUUAGUGGAACCCAAAAUGGGAAUCAGAUUACCUGUGGACAAAAUCCAGGUUUUCCUGUCAACAAAGAUGUCACGCUAACAAGCCCAUUGUUGGUAAACCUGCUACAGAGUGAUAUAUCUGCAGGACAUUUUGGUGUGAACAGCAAACAGAACAAUCAAAAUGCCAAUAAGCCGAAGAAGAAAAAGCCUCCAAGAAAGAAGAAAAAUAAUCAGCAAGCAGAACAAAUUAAUGCUUCAGAAUCACGUCCAGCUGGCCUUGAAGAAGCAGAGCAGCCAUCAUUACCAGGAGAGCAAGGUAUAAAUUUGGAUAACAGUGGACAUAAGCUUUCGGACUUCACAAACAGGCCUGCAGGCUACCCAUCUCAGCCAAUUGAACAAAGAUCACUUCAGCAAAUACCUCCUCAGCUUUUGCAGCACGGGCAGCAGCAGCAACAGCAACAACAGCAGGCACCACCCACAUCUCAACAGACACAGUCUCAGCAGCAGCAACAACAGAUGAUGAUGAUGCUCAUGAUGCAACAAGACCCUAAAUCAGCCAGGCUUCCUGUUUCCCAAAGUGUCCAUCAGCCUAGGGGCUCUCUGAAUGUAGAUGCACAAAGAAUGGCAAUGCAGCAAGGGGGCAACAUGCCAGUUAUGGUUAGUCUGCAAGGUCCUGGUAUAGUGCCUCCAUCUCCUGAUAAGCAAAGAAUUCCAAUGUCAAACAAUCCAACCCUAGUGAACAAUACACGGAAGAUGGUUUACACAGAUAAUACACAGAAUCCUACCAGCUCUCCACUGGGAGACAUUUCAUCAGUUUCUUCUGUUUCUGAAGGAAAUGGACCUGAAGCCCCAUCAGCCUCAGGACCUCAAAACACUAUAGCAUCCCAUUUAAUAGUUUCACAGAACCAGCUAGUGAUGGCAGGGCCAAAACCUGGACCUUCUCAGAUGUCAACUCCCCAAGGAACAAGUCCUCAACAGCAGUCUAAUUCUCUUCCAGGCUCACAUCCUCAUCAUUUUCAAAACAUUGCUACCACAUCACAAACAUCAAGACCUAAAACACCAAACAGGGCAAGCCCAAGGCCAUACUAUCCUCAGACUCCCAAUAAUCGUCCACCAAGUACAGAACCAUCAGAAAUAAGUUUAUCUCCAGAGAGGCUCAAUGCUUCUAUUGCUGGUCUCUUUCCUCCUCAGAUUAAUAUUCCUUUGCCUCCUAGACCUAAUCUUAACAGAGGAUUUGAUCAACAGGGUCUUAAUCCAACCACUUUGAAGGCCAUUGGCCAAGCACCCUCAAAUCUCACAAUGAACAGCCAAUCCAGUUUUAUUUCCCCGCAGACCCACAAGUUGGAUCCAAUGGCUAUCAAUCCAGGAAAACAAACCAAUGUAGGUGGGGCAAAACGAGCCAGUCCAAGUAACAGUAGAAGAUCUAGUCCUGGAUCCAGCAGGAAAACUACACCAAGCCCUGGAAGGCAAAACUCAAAAGCAGCUAAAUUAGCUUUGACUUCUCAGCAGAAUCCCACACAUAUGCACAACAUGGACUUACAGAGAAAUAUGAUGGUUGGUCCACCUUCUUUGCAAACAACUAUGCCUGGAAAUUUUCAAAAUAAUGGUAUGUUAACUACUCAGAACCCUGCAAUUCCCUUAUCAGUUAUGACUGGUAUUUCAGAAGAUAACAAAGAAAGCUUCAGUGUCCCUCAAGACAGUGUAUGCCAAAAUAUGCAGGUUGUCCCAGUGAGCAAAGAUCAGCACAACAUUGAACUGAAAGGAGUUCCCAGUCAAGAAAUCAAAAUAUUGGUACGUGAAGAGCAACAAAAAAGAGAGAUGUCUCUCACAGAAUCUUCUAAACUUCCCAGUCUAGAAGAAAAUAACACUAUUAUAUCUCCAGCUAUGCGUGAAGCACCAACAUCCUUAAGUCAACUUCUUGACAAUUCUGGAGCCCCUAAUGUUACUAUCAAGCCUUCUGGACUCCCUGGCCUUGAGGUGCCUCCAACAGUAACUUGUGCGGAUGAAUUUAAAAAGGUGUCUGGCAUUCCCCCUCCCCUACAGGAUUCCUCUUCUAAUAAAGACUCUAUUUGUUCCCUAAAUUUACCUGCAAAUACAGAAGCUUGUUCAACACAAGUACAGCAAGAGCUGGGAGACAUAAAUUCAAGUGUUUCACAAAAUAUGUCACCAGUGAUACAGAGACCUAUCAGUUCUACUUCUCUCUCUACAUCACUCCCACCCAAUCAGAUAACAGUAUUUGUAACUUCCAAUCCCAUUACAUCAUCAUCUAAUACUUCAGCAUCAUUGCCCUCUCAUAUGCAGCCCACAAUAAUGCCUACUGUUGUCACCAUGCCUAAUGUUGGUAAUAAAGUUCUUACUUCUGAAGAACAGACAGCAGUUCAAUCUAAUGCUCGACCUCAGUUCAUUACUCCAGUUUUUAUAAAUUCAUCCUCAAUAAUUCAGGUUAUGAAAGGAUCUCAAGCAAGUACAAUUCCUACAACCCCAAUGACUUCUAAUUCUAGUUUAAUAUCACAGCCUGUUGCAGUUGUUGGUCCUUUACAUUUGUCCCAGAAUAUAAAGUUUUCAUCAGGGCCUUCUCCACCUAGCUCUUCAACUAAUACUCCCGUCUCAAGUAUGUCAGCAAACCGACCAUUGGUUAUUAAUUCACUAACAUCUCCUAUUCAGCUUCCGUCUCCAUCAACUACUUCAAUCAUUUCUUCACAUCCUUCCAGUCACCUAAAUAAAGAUUUUAGCUUAGAGGAGAUAAAUUCUCAAACUUGUGCCUCUGUUGAUCCAUGCACAGAAACAGCCUCACAGUCUGGUGCUGCUGUUUCUCCAUCUCAUGCGCAUAGCCCUGGGUCUUCCAUCAACAGGCGAAGUCCAGUUUCAAAUACUAAGGGGAAGGGCAAGGUGGACAGAAUUGGUCAGUUUUUGCUGACAAAAGCGUGCAAGAAAGUCACAGAUGUUUUUGAUAAUGGGGAAGAGCAAUACGCUGUGGAGGGAGAAAUGGAAUGCCAGGAACGAGGUGUUUCAAUUCCUAACAGCAUGGAGAUAGAACAGUCUGUAGAAAUAGAAGACAAUAUUGUGGCACCUCCACCCCCCACUCUUUUGAAACAGAGCACUUGUGGAACUAGUAAUUCAAAUGUAAGUGAUACUGCUGCUAUUCCUGCAUCUGUAUCACUAAGCUUACCAGGUGGCACUCCCUCCACUACUGUACUCUCAGUAGUAACCGCUCCAGUGAUGUCUGAAAUCUUAACUUCAAUUCAGAAUGCUAAUGGUAACCCUGGUAGUGUAUCAGAUGAGCAGAUUGGGAUUGUAUCCGAAGAUGAAAAAGUGGAAACCCGCCAUGAAUUACCACAUAAUAUGGCAUCUUCAUGUCAGGCUCUAAAUGCAACACCAGAGAAUACUAUUCAAAGAACAGAUCUGGAAGCGAAUCCUGCAAUUAUCACUGGCCUUUCUAAUGAGCCAAAGGAGAAUUGUGAAAAAUCUAAAACUCCAAGCAGAAGAAAUUCAAGAACAGAGGAAUCUGCAGUAAUACAGGAGACAAUGGAGAAUGGUCAGCGCAAGAGGUCAUCGAGACCAGCGUCAGCAUCCAGCACUACAAAAGAAACAACUGCGGGUGCUAUGCAGUCAAAAAGAAGAAAAUCCAAAUGAAUUACUGAGUGGAUUUGCAAGAUGUAUAAAUGUGUGAAUUUUACUUAGCAAUUCAAGUUCUGAUUUCUUGCUGAAUUUUAAUAGAACUACAAUUCUGUACAGAAAUUAAUUUUAUUAUAUGUUUCCAAUAAAUGCAAACUUUUUUCCCCUCUAAAGAUGUAAUAAUGGGAAGGUAUCAGGCUAUUUGUUAAAUUUUCUGGUUUUGUAAAGUCUUGCUUAGCACAUCAGAUGUAGCGUGUUGUAAAAAAUCUCAUAAUUGUAAAUUUAUUUCUAUGUUUUCACUUUUCAUAGGACAAACUAGCGUACAGGGUUGUCAUUUUUUUAGACAUUAAAAUAUUGUAUCGUGCCGUUUGUCAAGUACUGUAUGUGAAUAGCAAUUGAAAGGGUUGUAUAUGGCCCAAUCUUGGAAAUGUAAAUAGUUUUAUUAUAUAGUAGGUUUGAUGUAUUUGUUGUAGACAAGGACCAGUGAAACAAAAUUAAAUUGGAGGAUUUGUGAAAUGUGGAUUAUCCUAGUGCUCUAAAUAAAUGUCAUUGACUUAUA
Molecule: messenger RNA, 6969 nt
Organism: Candoia aspera
Lineage: Eukaryota; Metazoa; Chordata; Lepidosauria; Squamata; Candoiidae
Gene: NCOA6
Product: nuclear receptor coactivator 6
Exons: 15
Coding region: 300-6428 (2042 amino acids)
Biological process (GO): positive regulation of transcription by RNA polymerase II
Cellular component (GO): nucleus; transcription regulator complex; histone methyltransferase complex
Source: RefSeq, a predicted model, not a curated record